Exophiala oligosperma is the source of this 1191-nucleotide messenger RNA. RefSeq lists its product as uncharacterized. Lineage: Eukaryota; Fungi; Ascomycota; Eurotiomycetes; Chaetothyriales; Herpotrichiellaceae. Gene Ontology annotation, molecular function: oxidoreductase activity. The record is from RefSeq and is a predicted model, not a curated record. The coding region runs from base 185 to 1099 and encodes 304 amino acids. The transcript is spliced from 2 exons.
UGAUGCUGCUGAUUCCUGUUCCAGCAAGGCCGAUCACCAAUUGUAUCAAAUUGGUAAGUAUACUCUUUUCGCAAGAGAGUGGAAAUCCACUAUGGAGGUAUAAAAGGCCACUGUGCUGACAUGCUCUGUACACCUUUCCACUUUCUUCGCGAGUUCCUCGAAUCUUUGGCAGCAGUCCUUCGACAUGGCGAAAGCAUCACCCUCGAAGACGUGGUUGGUAACGGGAGCGUCCUCCGGCCUCGGCCUCAGUAUAACGUUGGCAGCUCUUGAUGCUGGACACAAGGUCAUUGCCUGCACUCGAAAGCCAGAAGCAGCAAAAAAAGAACACCCUGAAGUUGAAGCCAAAGGCGGUCAAUGGCUGCUGCUUGAUCCUAAUUCGAAGGACACUUCAGACAUAGUCAGAAAGGCAGCUUACGAUGUUGGGGGAAUCGACGUGGUGGUCAAUAACGCUGGAUAUGUUCUGAAUGGAUCAGUUGAAGACUUAUCGGAAGAUGAGAUGCAAGCACAGAUGAACACGAACUUUUGGGGUCCAGUCCGUGUCAUCAAAGGUGUCCUACCCUCUAUGAGAGCUCGGUCUGGUACGAUUGUUGCGAUAUCUUCGAUCUUGGGCAUCUUUCCCUUGGCGGCGGGAGUCAUGUACAGCUGUUCCAAAGCAUCGCUGGACAUGCUUCAAGCAGUCUUAGCAAAAGAGCUUGCCUCGUUCAACGUUCGCAUGAUCACCAUCAACGCAGGACUUUACGAAACCAAUGUGGCUACUAACGGCAAAUUCGCCGCCAACGGAGUCUCUGACGCUUACAUCAACUCAACCGUUGGCAAAGUGCUCGGUGUAAUGCAAGAGUAUGUACAGAACGAGGAGACAGCCCCAGGAGAUGCGAAGAAAUUCGGCGAACGUCUCGUAGAUGUUGUGGACGGUCGAGGUCUUGGAGCUGGUUUGGAGAAGAAUCUGAGAUUUCUCUUUGGCAAAGAUGCCAUUACGUUGUCCGACGUUGUAAUGAAACAGAUGGCUGAAGACUUUGAAGCCAGCAAGGAGAUUGCGCAAAGCACAGAUUUCGUCAACGCCACCCAUACCGGAACUGCGUGGAUGGCUGACCUCAAGUAGUGAUUAUAGAAGCAGAAGGCUUCGCACUGCAUAAUGCAAGAUGGAACAGUGUUUUUGAAGACAUCAUAGUCCAAAGAUAUGAAAGAUAUAAU